AUGACAUAUUUCCUCUUCUACUCGCUCUUGCUCUCGGUCAUUAUCGUCGGAACGGCACUCUACCUUACUCGGUCUCGAUGGAUACCGUUGAUCAAUGUCCCUGAUAUUAUCUACCACCGCCUUCCUUCCAGCUUCACAUCUGAUCUAGAAGAUGGCCUGACCUCGGACCAGUUCGACAUUACCACCAAUAUCGCAGAUGGAGACUCUCGCGCUGGUCUAGAUCAGAACGCGAAACGUGAGAUCCGGAAGAUUAUGAAGAAGCGCAAACUUGACUUUGAUGAAGCCCGGAGAAUUUACACGGAACAGCGAUUCGCGAAGCAUAAUAUUGGGCCAGAUGGACGCCCCCGGGAUCCUAAGUUUGUCUCAUUCUCAUAA
Messenger RNA from Penicillium taxi, 375 nucleotides. RefSeq names its product DUF2015 domain-containing protein. NCBI's taxonomy places the organism in Eukaryota, Fungi, Ascomycota, Eurotiomycetes, Eurotiales, Aspergillaceae. The record is from RefSeq and is a predicted model, not a curated record. Bases 1 to 375 code for a protein of 124 amino acids. The transcript is spliced from 2 exons.